Molecule: messenger RNA, 849 nt
Organism: Mus pahari (shrew mouse)
Lineage: Eukaryota; Metazoa; Chordata; Mammalia; Rodentia; Muridae
Gene: Agr2
Product: anterior gradient 2, protein disulphide isomerase family member
Exons: 8
Coding region: 135-662 (175 amino acids)
Cellular component (GO): endoplasmic reticulum
Molecular function (GO): dystroglycan binding
Source: RefSeq, a predicted model, not a curated record
CAGGAUUAGUGGGUGGGAUUGGGGUGUGUUCUGCCCAUAAAUACAGGCUCAGCGCUGUGCUGGCACACUGAGAAGCUUGGACGGCAACCCUUGCGGCUCACACAAAGCAGGAGGGUGGGAAGCCCAGAUUUGCCAUGGAGAAAUUUUCAGUGUCCGCAAUCCUGCUUCUUGUGGCCAUCUCUGGUACUCUGGCCAAAGACACCACAGUCAAAUCUGGAGCCAAAAAGGACGCAAAGGACUCUCGGCCCAAACUACCCCAGACCCUCUCCAGAGGUUGGGGUGAUCAGCUCAUCUGGACUCAGACAUACGAAGAAGCUUUAUACAGAUCCAAAACAAGCAACAAACCCUUGAUGGUCAUUCAUCAUUUGGACGAAUGCCCACACAGUCAAGCUUUAAAGAAAGUGUUUGCUGAACAUAAAGAAAUCCAGAAAUUGGCAGAGCAGUUUGUUCUCCUCAACCUGGUCUAUGAAACAACCGACAAGCACCUUUCUCCUGAUGGCCAGUACGUCCCGAGAAUUAUAUUUGUAGACCCAUCCCUGACAGUGAGGGCAGACAUCACUGGAAGAUACUCAAACCGUCUCUACGCUUAUGAACCUUCUGACACAGCUCUGUUGUACGACAACAUGAAGAAAGCUCUCAAGCUGCUAAAGACAGAAUUGUAGAGCCAACUGCGCACCGUGUCAGGAGACGGGAAGGCAGAAGCACUGUGGACUUGCAGAUUACAUUACAGUUUAAUGUUACAACAGAUGUACUUUUUUAAACCCCCACAUGUGGGGAAACAAUAUUAUUAUCUACUACAGUGAAGCAUGAUUUUCUAGAAAAUAAAGUCCUGGGAGAACUCCAGCUGAA